CGAGCCACCGCGCGCCGCUCUGGCGAUGGAGAUGGAGAUGAUGGAGGGAGACGUUAUGGACAAACUGGAGGACAUGUCUUCGGUGUACGACUUCGACCCGAUCACCGGAAACAUCCCCGCCACCAAAGUAGAAAUCACCGUCUCCUGCAGAAAUCUGCUGGAUAAAGACACAUUCUCCAAGUCAGAUCCAUUAUGCGUGCUCUAUACGCAAGGUGUUGAAACCAAACAGUGGAGAGAGUUUGGCAGAACGGAGGUGAUAGACAACACCCUAAACCCAGACUUUGUUCGAAAGUACAUCUUGGACUACUUUUUUGAGGAGAAGCAGAACCUUCGCUUUGACUUGUAUGAUGUCGACUCCAAAAGCCCAGACCUGUCCAAGCACCCCGCAGAACUCAACGACUUUCUGGGUCAGAUGUUCUGUACUCUUGGGGAGAUUGUUGGAUCACCAGCCAGUCGACUGGAGAAACCACUCGGAGGGAUCCAAGGGAAGAAAUGUGGCACUGUCAUCCUGUCCGCAGAGGAGCUGAGCAAUUGUCGAGACAGCGCCACUAUGCAGUUCUGUGCCAACAAGCUGGACAAGAAGGACUUCUUUGGCAAGUCGGACCCUUUCAUGGUCUUCUACAGGAGCAACGAGGACGGAACGUUUACUAUCUGCCAUAAAACAGAGGUGGUGAAGAACACAUUGAAUCCAGUGUGGCAGCCUUUCACUAUCCCAGUGCGAGCGCUCUGCAAUGGAGACUACGACAGAACAAUCAAGGUGGAGGUGUACGAUUGGGACAGAGAUGGCAGCCAUGACUUCAUUGGGGAUUUUACGACCAGCUACCGAGAGCUAGCUCGAGGGCAGAGCCAGUUCAAUGUGUACGAGGUGAUUAAUACAAAGAAGAAAAUGAAGAAAAAGAAAUAUGUCAACUCUGGGACAGUGACCCUGCUCUCGUUCUCAGUGGAGUCAGAGUUCACGUUCCUAGAUUACAUCAAAGGAGGGACGCAGAUCAAUUUCACUGUGGCCAUCGAUUUCACAGCAUCUAAUGGUAACCCGUCCCAGUCCACUUCACUGCACUACAUGAACCCCUACCAGCUGAACGCCUACGCCAUGGCCCUGAAGGCUGUUGGGGAGAUUAUUCAGGACUACGACAGUGACAAGAUGUUCCCCGCCCUGGGCUUUGGAGCCAAACUGCCCCCUGAUGGACGGGUUUCACAUGAGUUUCCACUGAAUGGAGACAUGGAAAAUCCGUACUGCAACGGUAUCGAGGGCAUCUUAGAGGCAUACCACCAGAGUCUGAAGACAGUGCAGCUGUACGGGCCGACUAACUUUGCUCCUGUGGUGAAUCAUGUUGCCAGGUAUUCUGCUGCCGUGCAGGACGGCUCUCAGUACUUUGUGCUCCUCAUCAUCACGGACGGCGUCAUUUCCGACAUGGCCCAGACCAAAGAGGCCAUUGUGAAUGGUGCCAAGCUUCCCAUGUCCAUCAUCAUAGUUGGAGUGGGUCAAGCUGAGUUUGACGCUAUGGUGGAGCUGGAUGGUGAUGACAUCAGGAUCUCGUCCCGGGGGAAACUGGCAGAGAGAGACAUUGUUCAGUUUGUUCCCUUCAGAGAUUAUAUGGACCGGACAGGCAACCACGUGUUAAGCAUGGCUCGGCUCGCUAAAGACGUGCUGGCAGAGAUCCCAGACCAGUUCAUCUCUUACAUGAAGAGCCGGGGGAUCAAACCCAACCCGGCGCCGCCUCCCUACACACCGCCCGGACACACACACCACCACACACAGAUCUGACACCCUCCUCUUGGCUUCUCACAGAGGACUGACAGCAUUCAGCGGCCACUCAGAGUCCAGCGGGAACUCUCUACCUUCUGUUUCUCUGGUGCAAACAGGAGCUGACGCACCGGGAAAUGGGUGUUGAAUUUUGUGCCGUAUCCUCCCAGUGACUGUUGGAGCAGCAUUGUUUUUCUGUGAUAUAUUAAUUUGGAUGAUUUCUCUUAAAGAGAGGCUCAAACUUUCCAGGACUCGUAGGUGAAAGUCUUUUAAUCUGACACCGAGGCAGUGACUGUUUCACGUCUAAUUUGACAGCAGGUUGGUUCAAAAAGGUCAUGUUGUGGUUAAAACUUGUGCCUGUCUGUGGUUGUUUCUCUAAUUGUAUCAGGACAUGUGAACUUUGACCUUGCUCGUCAGUCAUUGGUGUGGCCUAAUGCAGUGAUAUUUUUUAGGCACCUUUUCCCUUCUGGAAUUAGUUUUUAUAUUUGGGGAUUAUCUCCGUAUCUGCUAAUGCAUCGGUUAUGAUGGAGGAAAACUAGUUUACAGUUUAUUACAUUACAAACAUUAAUCAGGCUUUUCAUACUAUGAGGUGUCACCUCUUCUCUUCUUUAGUAGGUAAAUGUUUAUAAGAGCAUGUUGUAUGAGAAGUUAAUUCCCCAUAUCCCAGUAUAUUUAUUCCUCCAAUGUUAUUCAGAGUGGCAUGGACAUUUGAUAGAUCUGUUUUGAAGUGGUCACUAAUUAUUUUCAAGUGAUUGCAUUUAAAAAGCACAACCUGUCUCUAUACCAAGGACAACAUUACGAUGAUGCUACCAGGUUAAUCAUAUUUAAUCAUUUUGAGUGCUGCCAUUCAUAGUUUCUGAGGAAAGUACCCGAUUUGUUCAUGCAAGUCAGAUAUCACUGCAACUGCAAUUCAACAUAAUCUAUUGAAAAUAUGACUCAGGCUAUUCAUUCAGUAAGAAUGAAUUACCAUCACAAAGGACGAUGUUGCACAAGAGGAACAUUAACCAAUUAAUCAUAACCUCCAUUUCUUUUUGUUUUCAUAAUCCACAAUAACAACCUGGUCUCACUCCCAACUCGUCAAGUACCGCUGCUUGGUAUGUGCCCCUCGGCAUCGGAUACUGAUGCACAGAGGAGCCCCACUGUAGGCGGCACACCGGGCUUUCAGCUAGCUCCAAAGUAAACCCAUCUGCAGCAAUAUCCGAUGGUCAGAGUAAAUGACGUAGUAUUAAUUAGAGUGCGGGUCCGUUAAGGGUGGGCGGGAGGGUCAAACAAGCAAGACUUUUAACCAGAAGAGGAACUAAAAGUAAACGUUUAGCCUACUCAUUUUGUCACGUCAGUCGUCAGUGCUGUGAGUCGCAAGUUACUUGAGUCAUUAGUCAGUGAAAUUAACGUCAACCACGACCGUUUCCUAACCCUAACUUGUUGUUGUAGUGUUGCCCAAACCUAACUUCCUGUGAAAACGGCUUAUUUACGUUUAUUUUGAAAGGACAUUAUGCAUGUAACGAGCGUAUA
Molecule: messenger RNA, 3256 nt
Organism: Sebastes umbrosus (honeycomb rockfish)
Lineage: Eukaryota; Metazoa; Chordata; Actinopteri; Perciformes; Sebastidae
Gene: cpne5b
Product: copine Vb
Exons: 21
Coding region: 26-1765 (579 amino acids)
Biological process (GO): cellular response to calcium ion
Cellular component (GO): plasma membrane
Molecular function (GO): calcium-dependent phospholipid binding
Source: RefSeq, a predicted model, not a curated record